AGACUUACUACCCCAAAAGAGACGAUUGCCAGCUAAUCCCAUGCAGGCAUUGCUCCAUUUGUUUACUUUGAGUCCUUUGGCUGCUAUUUCUUGGAGCUGUUUUGUUUGCAGGAAUCCUCUGACCUCACUAGCCCCUGAUGGCCCGGUGCCGACAGCUCGUCCUCAGCUCUUGUUGCCAGCGUCCAGCAAGCUCUGAGCAGCGAGCUGAUAUCAUCCUGGCCUGCCCUCGCAUUAUCCGGUUUCCGCUGCAGGCGAUGUGAUGCGAACGCCCGAGCAUAUGGCACACAUGAAUAUGCACGGCAAUGAUUGGGAAAGAAGACACAGAUCUGUGGCAACCUUUCUGGCGAGCAUAAUGAUGCGCGAGGAGAUAAUCUGGCGGAUGGUCGGGUCCAUUUCCCCAUCCCUCAAUGACUGCACGAGCCGAGCCCGCCCCGGAGCGGCACGGGUGAAUGCGCCGCGCCGAGGCCGGCCGCCGCUGCCGUGCACGGGGCCGUGCAAAGGGAGCGCGGCAACGGGUCGUGGCUCGCGAAGGCUAGGGCGAUCCACUACCGGGCAGGCUACGGUCUUCUUCCCGGCGAGGUCAAGAAAGCUGGUUGGCUGGCUGGCUGGAUAGCUGCUGGCCGUGGCUAGGAAUCUACUAAGACUUGUUAUCCACGUAGCCGGCCUGUGGUCCAGUCCAUCUUCUUUCUUCCGGGGAGUUUGAAGUCAGCGAGCAGCUUAGCGAGGGCGCCACUAAUGGUAGGCCGCAGGAGGAGGAAAAGGCCGCUGGGGAGAUGGGGAGGAGGACGAGGCUGCUGCAGCCUGCAGCUGCAGCUGUGAUGGUGCUGAAAGAAAGGUAAAGCGGGCAGGGAAUAACGAGUAACUUGCAGGCCACUUCUUGCAGUGUUAGUGAGCUUGCAUGGUGGUAGAUUUCUUCCUGAUGCUUUCUUUUAGAAACCCUAAAUUUAAAAGCUUAAUGAGGGGGGCAAAAGCGUGUUUGGAGUGAAUAAAAGUAUUGCAUGGGUGGGCUGGGCUUUAACUAAUCUAAAGCUAGAUUCGAGCUCGCUCGCGCGCCCCCCGAGGCUAACGAAUAGUUUUAACUUGUUUAUUUGCCGCAAAGAAAGAUUGAGAUUAGGAGAAUCUGAACCCUUGGACCGCAUCUCCUUCAGCAGCUGCUUCAAGCUUGCACUAAUCUAAAGAACACAAUUUCCUGUUGGUUUAUUACUAAUCUCUUCUUGUUUGUAACUGAAAUUCAUAACCAACUGUUAGAGAGAGAGGGAGGGAGAGGCCUGAAUUACCUGAAGAUUAGAUUAGUGGGGAAAAUGGGAACGAAAGGGGUGGGAGUUUUGUAUGGUUGCAAUGAAAGUAGGUUUGCUUUGCUGUUGGGGUAACGCAAGUAGCUAAUGCCUCGAUCGGCACCCCCCUGCUAAUGUUGACCACCAUUUUCUUCAACAAAACUAAUCAUGCCGAUCACGGAGGGCGUGUAAAUAAAUCGUCGUUCCGGGCAUAAAAAACUUGCAACAGUCAAAUAAUGAUUCGGGUGGCAUAAUUUACAGCCAGGCGCCUUGAGGAAAGCGAGCGGUUGGCGCCCAUAAACAAAUGCCCGUGAGGGUUGGCACUGUCAGGGAUGCCGGCCGGGAUGGCAUGGCAAUGCUCUGCUCCUCGUUGCUACAGUACGCUAGCUGUGAAGAGCUCUCGAUCGGCUCAGCUCAGCUCAGCUCCCCUUCCUCUUUACGCUUGCUCUCUGUGACUCUGACUGUGUGUGUGCGUGUAGUAUGGAGUAAGUAAACAAAAGCAAAGGUAAACAGCAUGAUUAAAGAGCUGUUAACAAAGAUAAAGGCGAGGCCGCCAGGGGCACUUAAAAAUAAGCUCCAUCAAGGGUUAAACAACACCAUGGCCAUGGUGGUGGUGAUUAGGAGGAAGGAGUAAAGCGGUUCCUGCCUGCAGCUGCAACAUCGCCUUGCCUCUUGCCUGCCGCUGUGAUCAACAUCCUUGGGGCUGUGGGCUGUGGCUCGUGUGCUGCCCAGUACCCACUACUGCUGAAACUACAAGUGCUAGUGAACAACUGCUAGUAGCCCUAUAAAUCUGACAAGCCUUUGCCUACAACCCUUCUCUCUCUCUCUCUCUCUCUCUCUCUCUCUCUCUCUCUAAUAUAGUCUAGGCCCUCCCCUCUUUCGUAGCUCUUCUUCCUAUGCCUCCUCGCCGGAACAGAUAGCAUCAGAAUCUCCAGUGGCUGGGCAUCUUUCCUUUUCCUGCCAUAGGCCGUGACGAGAGCUUCUUGCUUGCGUGCUUGCCCCGGCUAUCAUAUUGCCUGCCUAUGCCGCUCGCUGGCCAAUGGAGGAGCUAGCUCUUCUUCUCUAGCCUUUCUCGUCUCCCAUUCGUCCAUUGACCUUCGGUGAGUUCAGUGCUAGCUGCUCGGGCACUCUACUCGCUCCCCCUUCUGCGCGGUCAAAGAUCGUGGCCGAUGGACAUGAACGAGAGCUGCGAGAAAGGGAUGGAGGGCAACGCGUCCUCCGCCGGCGCCGGCAUCCCGGUGGAGUGGCAGACCCAAUUCAGCGCCGCCGCCUUCGCGUGCCCGCCGGCGCAGCAGCAGCAGGGCCACAUGAUGGACUCCUCCUUCGCGUCCGCCGGCCUGUGGGCGUCCACGUCCCAGGCCAUGGCGCUCUCCGACGUCGGCGGCGCCAUGUCCGCCGCGCGGGGCGGCGGCGGCUUCUUGGCGCCGGUGCCCGGGUUCCUCCCGCAGGGCCUCGGCCAUUUCCCCGUGGACUCCGGCUUCAUCGAGCGCGCCGCGCGGGCGUCCUGCUUCGGCGGCGGCGGCGGCGGGGUGAUGGGCGCCGGCGCCGGCUUCGGUGCGGCUGAUCAGAACAUGAACAGCGCGUUCAGUGGCUCCUCGGAGGCGCUCUUGGAUCACCAUAGGAAGGACGGCAACGAGAAGGGCGAGCCGGAGCUCGGCAGGAACGGCCACGACGCGAUGCCGAGCUCGGAGGCGGCCGGCGGGGACUGCUCGUCCAAAGGGACGUCGGACUCCAAGAAGAGGAGAAGGCCUAACGAGGUGAUGGGAGGCGAUCAGGUUCAGUCCUCCAACCUGCCUGCGGAUUCGGCGAACGAGAGCGUGCAGAGCAAGGACAAAGGCGAGGAGAGCAGCCCGGCAACAACCACCGGCAAGUCGAAAGGGAAGGGAGCGAAAGAGACCUCCGAGUCCCAGAAGGAAGACUACAUUCAUGUCCGGGCUCGGCGCGGACAGGCGACCAACAGCCACAGCCUUGCAGAAAGGUUGAGAAGGGAGAAGAUUAGCGAGAGGAUGAAACUUCUGCAGGACCUUGUUCCCGGUUGCAGUAAAGUCACUGGAAAGGCGGUAAUGCUUGACGAGAUCAUCAACUAUGUUCAGUCCCUGCAAAGACAAGUCGAGUUCUUAUCGAUGAAGUUGGCGACAGUAAACCCAAGGCUUGACCUCAACAUAGAAGGGCUUCUGUCGAAAGAUCUUCUUCGCUUCCCUGGUGUCCCUUCAUCUUCCCUCGGAUUCUCCCCCGAGAUGAUGCACCCACAACUACAGCUAUCGCAACCAGGCCUCAUUCAGGGGGGCGCUGCUGGCAUGGCCAAUCCAGACGUUUUCAGGAGAAUCAUUCAGGCACAGCUAAAUGCAAAAGACGGAUCUCAGAGGCAGGGAAACGAACACACCCUAAAUUUCCGUUUCCGAUUCCUGGAGCAGAUGCCCCACGCAUUGAAUGGGUCAUUCAGCGACGUCGCGCAGAUGGGGUACCCGUCGCCCCUGGGGCCGCCGGACUUGAGCAUCAGGCCGUCGCAGGACGGGUUCCAAAUGUGACCAACAGGCUGGCCCAGUGCACAUACGAGCAAGGCUUUUCCAUCUGAUCGACGAACAUGCAGGAGCGCAGGGGGGCAGCAGGGCGCACACAUGAACUGGCCCCUGCUGCUGCCGCAGCAGCGCUGGCUGGCCGCAGCGCCAGCUCAUCGCGUUGCUACAGGAGCUGCCUUCGACUGCGUCGCCACGGCCGGGUUUUUAUUGUGUUCAGAACUGAAAAGAGCCCCCACGGAGGGAAGCAGCCAGCGAUUGGGAGGGGUGACAGAGCGGAUGGGGAAUCUCUCUCUCUCUCUCUGUGACGCUGCCGGGCUGGAGGGCUGGAAAUUCUGCUUCUGCCUGGGGUGGUAGCGCCCGCCCAUUCAUGGCGCACAGUGCCGGAGCAGUGGCUGUGUUUGUAGCGAGCAGAUGAAGCGCUGCUGCUGCUGCUGCUCUGUGUGUGAGGGGUGUGUGUGUGUGCAGGAUGUAAUGCGAAGGGCUUUGGUUGUGUUCGUUCGUUCGGUUGCUUUUGCUUGGAUGCUCAAACACUCCUAAAUGGGGGCGAUGUUUUUUAUGUUAAAAAAGAUCAAAACAUUUGACAAAUUAUGCAUGUACUACACUA
Panicum hallii is the source of this 4397-nucleotide messenger RNA. RefSeq names its product transcription factor bHLH49-like. Gene Ontology annotation, biological process: regulation of DNA-templated transcription. The record is from RefSeq and is a predicted model, not a curated record. NCBI's taxonomy places the organism in Eukaryota, Viridiplantae, Streptophyta, Magnoliopsida, Poales, Poaceae. The transcript has 9 exons. Gene Ontology annotation, cellular component: nucleus. Bases 2444 to 3802 code for a protein of 452 amino acids. Gene Ontology annotation, molecular function: protein dimerization activity; DNA-binding transcription factor activity.